Messenger RNA from Aspergillus caelatus, 600 nucleotides. It is a transcript of the gene hel10, whose product is annotated as putative high expression lethality protein Hel10. The transcript has 2 exons. Bases 1 to 600 code for a protein of 199 amino acids. The record is from RefSeq and is a predicted model, not a curated record. Lineage: Eukaryota; Fungi; Ascomycota; Eurotiomycetes; Eurotiales; Aspergillaceae.
AUGUCUGGCUACGAUCAGUACAACAACCAGCAGGGCGGCUACUACGGCCAGCAGGGCGGCUACGGUCAGCAGGGUGGCUACCCCCCUCAGGGCGGCUACCAGCAGCAGGGCUACGGACAGUCUUCUGGAUACGAUCAGGGAUACAACCGUAGCGCUAGCUCCGGCUCCGGCGCCGCCAACGACUACUAUGGCGGCGGCGGACAGCCCGAGCACCACCAGCAAUCCUACGGUGGUCAGCAGCACUAUGGCCAGCAGCAAGGAUAUGGUCAGCAGGGUGGCUACGAAGGACCCGGUGAACAGGCUCCCGGCGGUGCUCAGGACGGUGAACGUGGCCUCGGCGGUGCUCUUGCCGGUGGUCUUGCCGGUGGCUUCGCUGGCCACAAGGCUGAUCACGGAUUCCUCGGUGCAGUUGGUGGAGCGAUCUUGGGUCACAUCGCGCAGGACGGCUGGAAGCAGCAUAAGGACAAGAAGGAGCAGGAGCAGCAGCAAGAGUAUGGCGGCUACGGUGGCAGCCAAUAUGGCGGCCCCCCCCCCUCUCAGGGUGGAUCCGGCGGCAACCCUAUGAUGGACCAGCUUGGCAGCUUCUUCAACAAGCGGUAA